CAGGGAUUCAAACCCAUGACCUUGAUGUUGCUACUGUAGCUCCAGUUGAGCUUCAUUUUACUCAAAGAAUUGCUGUUUCAGUUGGAUGGCUCUCCUUCACCAGGCUGCUCAAAGUUGGAAUUGUAAGGGAUGAGCCUGGGAGGAAAGCAAGAGUGCUCUGCCAGUUGUGUGUGAGAGAGGGCAGGAAUUCCAACUGUGCGCAGACUAUUCCAAGAGCAGCUUCUCUCGUGUGCAGGAAAUAAAUCGCCAGUGCGUUCUCAAGCUUUGCUUUGAAGGUACCUGCUGAUAAAGUAACCAAUGGUGUCAUGGCCGCCAACCCAAACCGAGGGAGAUGUAAUGCCGUCCUAGCUGGGCCUUCGCUCUUCCUCAUUAUCUGUGUCCUGUGGAUGCUGUGCACAGGCUCAGUGGGUGCUCAAGGGCAAGGAUCCCGUCUACGGCAGGAAGAUUCUCCACCUCGGAUAGUAGAACACCCCUCCGAUCUAAUUGUAUCCAAGGGCGAGCCAGCUACUCUAAACUGCAAGGCAGAGGGGCGACCCACCCCUACUGUGGAGUGGUACAAAGAUGGAGAACGAGUUGAAACUGAUAAAGAUGACUCUCGAUCCCACCGCAUGCUCCUGCCCAGCGGCUCGCUCUUCUUCCUGCGUAUCGUACAUGGACGUCGAAGCAAACCUGAUGAGGGAGCAUACGUUUGUGUGGCACGCAACUACUUUGGGGAAGCAGUCAGUCGAAACGCCUCACUGGAAGUAGCAUAUGUGAGAGCCACUCUGCUUCCUGAUGCUCUCCAAGGUCCUGUCAAAGCCUUCUUCUUAACCCUCUCUGGUCCUGUAUAUUCUUACCCUGGUACCUUUUUGGUACCUUGGGACAUGACAUGCAGAGGACUGUGUGACUACAGCACUGGGGACUAUGUUGCCUUCCUCUUGUGA
This is a messenger RNA of Cyprinus carpio (common carp), 923 nucleotides long. RefSeq names its product roundabout homolog 2-like. The transcript has 6 exons. Gene Ontology annotation, molecular function: axon guidance receptor activity. Gene Ontology annotation, cellular component: neuronal cell body; axon; plasma membrane. Bases 306 to 923 code for a protein of 205 amino acids. Gene Ontology annotation, biological process: synapse organization; homophilic cell-cell adhesion. NCBI's taxonomy places the organism in Eukaryota, Metazoa, Chordata, Actinopteri, Cypriniformes, Cyprinidae. The record is from RefSeq and is a predicted model, not a curated record.